AUGGCUAUAGACAGUGCCUGCAUUAUCGGGCGGCGAGAGAAAGGACACUUAGGAGCGGUCGGUAAUGUAGUAAAUGCAGAUGAUGUUACUGCGGCCACUAGCAAGGAGAAGGCUGAAGUUCUAAAGAGCUUCUUCGAGAAGGUCCACCUGCCGGACUUAGGAAAGCCGUUGCCUGACCUACUGAGUAGGCUCCCCGAGCAGCACAUGGCUCUGUUUGUCUUAGAAACAAACGAGGUAGAAGCAGCACUGAAACAGUUAGAUGAAAACAAGGCCGCGGACCUGGAUGGGCUGCAUCCACAAAUUCUGCUACCCAUUGCUGACAUCAUCGCAGGUGCGCUGGCUCAGUUUUUCAACCGAUUCCUGGCCUCAGCAACGCUGCCGGCCGACUAG
Echinostoma caproni is the source of this 390-nucleotide messenger RNA. Lineage: Eukaryota; Metazoa; Platyhelminthes; Trematoda; Plagiorchiida; Echinostomatidae. The record is from the annotation of a GenBank genome assembly.